Molecule: messenger RNA, 1170 nt
Organism: Salmo salar (Atlantic salmon)
Lineage: Eukaryota; Metazoa; Chordata; Actinopteri; Salmoniformes; Salmonidae
Gene: ccd12
Product: Coiled-coil domain-containing protein 12
Cellular component (GO): post-mRNA release spliceosomal complex; U2-type spliceosomal complex
Source: RefSeq, marked provisional
AAAAUGGAGCAAUCGGUUGGUUCACUGCAGGAACAAGCAUUAAAAAGGAAAGAAAGACUUAAAGCUUUGAGAGGUCGACAACUUCAAGUGAGAGAUGGAGAGGACGGGGAGCCAGACAGGAAGAGGGACCGGGCUGAGGAGGAAGCUGAAGAGGAGCGACACAGAGAGCUGAAGCUGAGGAACUACACCCCAGAGGAUGAAGAGCUGAAGGAGAGACAGGUGCCCAAGGCCAAACCUGCUUCAGUGGAGGAGAAAGUGAAGGACCAGCUAGAUGCAGCUAAACCAGAGUCAGUCAUUGAAGAAGUGGAUUUGGCCAACCUAGCCCCCAGGAAACCUGAUUGGGAUUUGAAGCGAGACGUGGCGAAGAAGCUGGAGAAGCUUGAGAGGAGAACACAGAAGGCCAUCGCUGAACUUAUCCGUGAUCGUCUGAAAGGCAGCGAGGAGGAGCUGGCUGGAGCUGUGGGAGCCAUCGGGGUCACAGCAGAGGGAGACUCAGACUGACCCCUUAAUCCAGAGACGGACCGCGCCAUCCUGGAUCUGACCCUACCAAUGUGUCUGUUCCUGUUCUGUACAGCUGAAUGUUUGUUGUGGGAAUCGGAUACUUUUGGUUUCCGUAGCUGUUAAAGCUACUGGGGAGUGUGAAUAUGCCAGUUAGAUAUGUCACCUUGAUGACUUCUGAAGUCUAGUCCUAGUACGUGUCACAAAUGACACCCUAUUCCCUGUAUAGUGCACUACUUUUGACAAGUAGUGUGCUAGAUAGGGAGUAGGGUGCCAUUUGGGAUGCAGAGCCUGUGGGGACUGUUGUAUACAGCUGUUGUAAGGAUCGUCUGUUAUUCAUGCAUCUUUUUAAUUCUAUUUUUCCAGUAAAAUGAUUUGGAUUUUCUCCACGUUUGUGUCUAGUGACCUUUUCUGCUGAGACUGUCAAAUAUUAUGUACAACAGACAACACAGAAUGAGUUCCCCCACAUUUGUAAAAUUCCAGAUUUAUUUGGAAAAUCAGCUGAAAACUGAUCCUUAACCAAUCAGAUUGUAAAGUGACCCUAAUCCACUUGUAUAAUAAGUUACUGCAACAGGAAAUGUAUUGCUACUCUACUGAAUUAAAAGUUACUAUUAAACCAAUAGUUGACUGUCGGGUUCAACUAAGAUGGAAAACAUUACAAUGAACAAAUAC